This is a messenger RNA of Schistocerca piceifrons (Central American locust), 2347 nucleotides long. Its product is annotated as rho guanine nucleotide exchange factor 26-like. Lineage: Eukaryota; Metazoa; Arthropoda; Insecta; Orthoptera; Acrididae. Gene Ontology annotation, molecular function: guanyl-nucleotide exchange factor activity; protein binding. Gene Ontology annotation, biological process: activation of GTPase activity. The record is from RefSeq and is a predicted model, not a curated record.
AUGGAGCUUAUCUGUCCCCAAGAAGGUCAACGUACCCUCUGGUGCCAAAUACCAGAAGUUGUUAACAGUGCUGUUCUCAGUACUCUCAGUUCCCAACAGAAGAGGCUACAGGAAGCAAAAUUUGAAAUUAUAACGUCUGAAGCAUCAUACAUGAAUUCCCUGAAUGUUUUGGAGAAGCAUUUUAUGAGUAGUCCUGAGCUAUGUGAUGAGUCAGUACUUUCUAAAAAUGACAGGAGGGUACUGUUUGGGAAUGUUAUGCCAGGAAAAAUUGCUCGGAAAAUUUCUGUCAGAACUGGAGCACUGUUGCAAGAUGAUGUUCUCCUGCAAGGUAUCUGUGACAUUGUCUACAGACAUGCUACAGGGCACUUCAACAUAUACAUUAAAUACUGCUCUAACCAAAUAUAUCUGGAUCGAACUUUGAGAACAUUAAAGGAGCAACAUGGGAAGUUUGCUGAAGCCCUGAAAAAGCUGGAAUCCAGUCCUGGUUGUCAGAUGUUGACGUUACACUCAUUCCUGAUGCUGCCAAUGCAGAGGAUCACACGACUACCCCUUUUGGUGGAUGCCGUGUUGGCCAAACUUGAUGCCCAAGAUUCAGAGUAUCGUUCAUGCGAAAUUGCACUUGCUGCGCUUAAUAAGGUGGUUCACGAGUGUAACGAGGGUGCCCGUCGUAUGGAACGCAUGGAGGAGAUUCUUAUCCUCAGUCGCCAGUUGGAAUUCGGGCGGGAAGUUCGGCCUCUGCCAAUUAUUUCAAGCUCCCGGUGGCUGGUGCGGUCUGGUGAAGUGACUCAGCUAGUGUGGCGUGGAGAUGACAAGCUGACCUUUGGGAAACGACUUGGCAAGAUUCCAUUACAUCUGUUCCUGUUCACAGAUCUUCUCAUUGUCACAAAGAAGAAAAGUGAGGAGACGUACACUGUGCUGGAUUACUGUCCCCGGAACUUAGUGCAGAUGGCAAGUGCAGAGACUGUAUCGCACCUUCCCGUGAAGUACGGAGCUGAUGCAGGCCGCAACUUGAUUUUGCUCACAAUGCUGCAAAACUAUGAGAACAAAAUGACUGAAAUGGUUCUCUCUUGCGGUCUCGAAUCGGACCGCCAGCGGUGGCUGGAAGCUGUAGCUGAGCCGCAGUCGGACAACCCUGACGAGACUGUGUACGAGGAGUGGGACUGUCCCCAGGUCCGAGCUGUCCACGCCUACGCUGCGCGUCAGCCUGACGAACUGUCUCUGGAUGUCGCAGAUGUCGUUAAUGUUUUGCGCAAAGUGGCUGAUGGUUGGUACCAGGGAGAAAGAAUAAGAGAUGGUGAGCGAGGUUGGUUUCCAGCGAAUCAUACUGUGGAAAUAGCUUCAGCACACAUCCGUGCAAAGAAUUUGAAGCAGAGAUAUCGCCUCUUGGCUCUAUCUGCCAACUUCCUUGAGUCACAACGAAAACAAAAAUGACAGGUCUUCCACAGUUGACUGAUAUUUGUGGAGGUAUACUAUAUCAUUGUUGCUUCUGUGGAAAUGCCACACCUCUGUGGAUAUUGUUCAAGAGGAAGAUAAAGUAAUGUGGUGUGUGUGUGUGUGUGUGUGUGUGUGUGUGUGUGUGUGUGUGUGUGUGUCCAUAGAACAUCAGUCUGUUCUUAUUAUUGAGACCCUGUCAGUAUUGUGUACAUUCCGUUCCUGUUGUGCUGUUUUUCAGCAGAGCAAAUGAAGUAAGCUUGAAAACUGAUUGUGCCUUUCACCCUGUCUCAUAUUGCAUUGGAAAUUUUUAUUCUUGGCUCAAGUGGUAGCUUUAUCUUCGUGGAAUUUCUGAAUGUGUGAAAGUCCAGCAUGAUGACUGUGUAACUUUUUUGUAAUUUUUUGUUACCUACAUUACACUAUAUUUACAGGCACAUAGUUUUUGUGGCAUUUUAUUGAUACAAUCAUUUUCUGGUGCAAUAAUUCUUUAAAUAAAAGACUGAAUUUUUAAAGUGAUUAAAAGACAGAAUUAACACAUCCAGUAGUGCUGUGUACAAAAUUCUAAUUUUUCUCUGGAAAUCACGAUAUUAUUUGUGGAGCUUACAGAAGUGAUGCUCUUGGAUUGCAGUGUACUUUUUUUCUUGUGUUUGGAGGGCCUCUUGCAGGCAGAAGACAAGAACUUGACUGUGAUGAUGUAGUAGUCAUAAUUACAUCACAAUGUUCAUUCAGUUUACACUAAACAAGAAAACAUUCUGGUCACACUGCUCACCAUAUUUAUUAUAAGUAAAUUUUAGAAUAUAAAUAUGUAAAAAAGAUCUGUUUUUAUUGCAAAUUGAGUCCAGUUUGUUUAUAUUUUGAAAUGAAUAUGUAUAUUUUAUAAAUAUGUGAAUAAAAUUUAAAGCUGUUUUUGUCAUUA